Molecule: messenger RNA, 883 nt
Organism: Caenorhabditis sp. 36 PRJEB53466
Lineage: Eukaryota; Metazoa; Nematoda; Chromadorea; Rhabditida; Rhabditidae
Source: the annotation of a GenBank genome assembly
AUGGUGAGUUUUUUCGUUUUUAGAGAUGCCGACGUGGCGUUGUCCGGGUUUUGACGAACCUCUGUGCAGCAUCUUUAAAAUUUUUCUACCCAUUCAGGCUGUCGCGUACAAGAACGAGAAGGCCCUCAAUGACAACUCGGAGCACCGCAUUCGUUUGACCCUGACUUCCCAGAACGUCAAGCCGCUUGAGAAGGGUGAGUAUUUCUCAACAUUGACGUCGGAGUUUCUGAAAUCCGAUUUUCAGUUUGCGCUCAGCUCAUCGAAGGAGCCAAGAACGAGCACCUCAUCGUCAAGGGACCAAUCCGCAUGCCGACUAAGGUUCUCCGCAUCACCACCCGCAAGACCCCAUGCGGAGAGGGAUCCAAGACCUGGGAUCGCUUCCAGGUAAAUUGUGUAUUUUGAAACGUAAACAAGGCUUCUUAGUACUAUUAAGUUAAUAUUCUUGGGUCGCGUUGCGGCCGCACGCCGGAGGCAAGAAGAUUAAUUUGAUAGUACGAAAACCAUUUGAGAUAUUGUAUUUUUAGGAGCAUCUCGCAGAAAUAGCGCUCUGUUCGCAAUCUGGCCGAAUUUCUAGGCCGCGAAGUAAUUUUCCACUGAAAACGUGGCCUAACUUUUCAAACUCGAGGUCGCUCAAUUUGCACUGCAUUUGCACUGCACUGCAAAAGAGUUUCUCAACAGAGCGUCAUUUCUGUGCGGUGCUCCUAUAUGUGUUCCACACCCAAUUGUGAAAUGUUUGAGUCGAAUCUCUGAAGCACACUUUUCAUUUCAGAUGCGCAUCCACAAGCGUCUCAUCAACCUUCACGCUCCGGCUGAGGUCCUGCGCCAAAUCACCUCGAUCUCUAUCGAGCCAGGAGUCGACAUCGAGGUCACCAGAGCCGACUAA